Molecule: messenger RNA, 3535 nt
Organism: Pogonomyrmex barbatus (red harvester ant)
Lineage: Eukaryota; Metazoa; Arthropoda; Insecta; Hymenoptera; Formicidae
Product: eye pigment precursor family transporter white
Biological process (GO): transmembrane transport
Cellular component (GO): cytoplasmic vesicle membrane; plasma membrane
Molecular function (GO): ATP hydrolysis activity; ABC-type transporter activity; ATP binding
Source: RefSeq, a predicted model, not a curated record
UAUAUUAUCAUCAUCAUCAUCAUCAUCAUCAUCAUCAUCAUUAUUAUUAUUAUCAUCAUCAUUCACAUACUAGCGAUAGUUAAAUCAAUAGGCCAUUCAUACUUCAGCGCUGUCCUACGUAAAUAGACCGCUACGCUUCUCUAAAACGGCUCUAAAACACGACCGUAUGCGCGCUCCUCACAAUGUAAGAUAAGAUAAUGAUCUCUAAUACACUAGGAUGAAAUAAAUAAUGUUGCGGACUGCGUCAAUGCUGCAUAUCCAUAUCAUCGUCCUCUUAUUAGCGUAUUUGAAAAAUCAUUCGAGAAAAGGAAAACUUUAUACGCAUAACAUUACACAUAAUACGUCUAAUGCACGUAUACAUCUCGAAGUCUCUUGAUUUUUAUUUUUUAUUAUUAUUUUUUUUCUCUUUUUUUUUUGUUUUAUCUCGACUGUGCCGCUUUUGAUUUUAUAGGCGGAUCUCGCGACGGGCCCCACCACGAAGCGUAGACAGGGCUGCAAAUAUGUAAUACGAGAAUAUGGAGAGGGGUAUGCGUUUAUCCUCUGACCAAUCUCGACUCACACACACAUAUAUAUAUCAUGUAUGUAUGCACGUUCCCUUCACGUUGUACGCAGGUGUACAAGCAUUCGCGAUACCGGAGAGAAGAAACCGGGCCCGUUCCACGAGCGAUCUCUUCGAGCGUAUUUUCCAUUAGCACUCUGUCUCGGGCGAUAAUCACUCGUAACCAGUUAACUUUUUUCUUUUUUUUUUUUUUCCGCAUCGUCUCGCAACACUCAUCAGAACUCAUGUAAUUUUACGUGCAAAACGUGCAUAUUCUGUAUCGAUCACACAGUGUCUGUUGUAAAUAAAAUUGAUUUUGAAGUCUGAAUUUCCAUCGAUCAUUUCGGAGAAUUGUCGCCGACGUUAUGCGAUAAUUAUCGCAUUUUGCCUAUUAUUAGAUUAGAGAUCUGUCCUAUUUAAAUCAGUGUGUCUGUCGGAAGCGGCGAAGUCUUAUAAGAGAAUGACGGCUACCGAGGAAACGGAGCCGUUAAUAUCCACGACGCCGGUAUCUUCUGCCAAUAAAAAUCAAAGAGUCACUUAUCAUACAAUUUCCUUUGAAGGAAACGAAAGAGAUGUGUUGCCCGGUGGAAGUUUCGAAAGCUCUUUUGAUCUUAGACCGAUCUCAAACGCACCGACGGGCGUGAAUUUCAACGAUGAAAAUUUCAGCAAUAAAAUCACAUACACCUGGAGCGACGUGAACGUGUAUUACAGUGUGAAAACCGAUAGGAUUUGGGAUCGAUUGGCGUUUAGGGCCAGAAAAUCCGUCCCGCAGAAACAUAUAUUAAAAGAUGUGUGCGGGGUGGCUUAUCCUGGUGAGCUGCUCGUAAUCAUGGGUGCAUCAGGUGCGGGUAAAACGACCCUGUUGAAUGCGUUGACGUUCCGUUCGGCACGUGGAGUAUCCUCGACCGGUCUAAUGGCCGCCAAUGGACGUAGGAUAUCGCCGGGUAUCCUUACCUCGAGAAUGGCUUAUGUGCAGCAGGACGAUUUGUUCGUCGGCACACUGACCGUCACGGAGCACCUGAUGUUUCAGGCAGCAGUGCGGAUGGAUCGGCAAAUACCUCAAAAUCAGAGAAUCAAGCGAGUUAAUGAAGUCAUCGACGAGCUCGCCCUUUCAAAAUGCCGGAAUACCGUGAUUGGGAUACCUGGCAGGGUGAAGGGUCUUUCGGGGGGCGAGAUGAAGAGGUUGUCCUUCGCCUCUGAGGUGCUGACCGAUCCUCCAUUGAUGUUCUGCGAUGAGCCGACAUCGGGCUUAGACUCCUUUAUGGCUCAUCAAGUUGUCUCCAUCCUAAAAGCAUUGGCGGCGCGCGGUAAAACGGUCGUCGCCACUUUGCAUCAACCCUCCUCGGAGCUGUUCGCUCUGUUCGACAAGAUUCUGCUGAUGGCCGAGGGUAGAGUGGCCUUCAUGGGUACAGCCGCGCAAGCCUGCGCUUUCUUCAAGACACUCGGGGCUACCUGUCCUAGCAAUUACAACCCCGCGGACUUCUUCGUGCAAGUGUUGGCCGUGAUGCCGGGAUGCGAGUUGACUUGUAGACACGCGAUCAAGACGACGUGCGACGCCUUCCGGAGAAGCGAACGCGGAGUAAACAUCGCUCUGGAAGCUGAAGCCAUCCACGGUGAAUUCGAGGAUACCCUCAAACGAUUCAAGUACUCCAAGAACUCUGGCCGAUCGCUUUACAAAGCGAGUUGGUGCGAACAAUUCCGCGCGGUUCUAUGGCGAUCCUGGCUGUCGAUAAUUAAGGAACCGAUCCUGAUAAAAGUCCGCUUCCUACAAACCAUCAUGGUCUCGCUGUUGAUCGGCGUCAUUUACUUCGAUCAACGAAUGGACCAGGACGGCGUGAUGAACAUCAACGGCGCUCUGUUCCUUUUCCUUACCAAUAUGACUUUUCAGAAUGUCUUCGCGGUCAUUAAUGUAUUUUGCGCUGAAUUACCGAUAUUUCUUCGCGAGCACAAAAACGGCAUGUAUCGCACCGACGUCUACUUCAUCUGCAAGACUUUAGCGGAAGCGCCGAUAUUCCUAGCGAUACCGUUGAUCUUCACCGCGAUUGUUUAUCCUAUGAUCGGUCUCUACCCUAAUGUAAAACACUUCUUCGUCGCUACCGCUAUAGUAGCUCUCGUAGCCAACGUGUCGACUUCAUUCGGCUAUUUAAUAUCCUGCAUCAGCAACAAUGUGUCCAUGGCUCUCUCCGUCGGCCCUCCGAUUAUAAUACCGUUCUUGCUUUUUGGCGGCUUCUUCCUAAAUACAGCAUCCGUGCCGUCCUAUUUUGUAUGGUUUUCGUAUUUAUCCUGGUUUCGUUAUGGCAACGCGGCGCUUUUGAUCAAUCAAUGGUCUGAGGUCGAUUCCAUCGCCUGCACCAGAAGCAACGUAACGUGUCCAAAAUCGGGACACACGAUUCUCCAAACUUUCAAUUUCAAAGAGGAGGACUUUUGGAUGGACAUUCUCUGCUUGUUCGCACUUAUCGUCGUGUUCCGCUUUCUAGCUUUUCUCGCGCUGCUAUCGAAAACUUGCCGUUCGAAGUAGCCUCUAUCGUCUUAUAUAGAUGAUGAAAACAUGAUCCGCAAGAAACAAAGAUUUCUUCUAAUCUAAAAGUAGUAUAUAGUUAAUAAAUAAUUUUAAUAAAGUUCUUGUAUAUUGAUCUGAAUAUCUCUCUCAGAAAAAUAUAAAUAUUCAAAAUAAAACGAAUAUUCUGAAAUAAAUUACAAGUUUAGAGAUUUAUUAACAAUAAACGUGAUGAUCAUUAAAUAUAAUUCAUGAAUCUCGUAUCGAUGUUGACACGUGGUGACCGCAUAAAGGCCACGUAAGAGGAACUUGAAAAAAAAUGUGUCUCGUGUCGGAACAACGUGUUGCAGCUACGUGUCGACGUUUCCUGUAUCGGGGUUGACCACUCUUUCGUUCGCAUCUAGAUAUUAUUACAAACCGGUUGCCAUACAUACCGUGUGACCGCACGUUACGAUAUAGGAACGUAAGAAACAAUCUCGAGAGAUCUUUGACUACGUUGU